Colletotrichum truncatum is the source of this 621-nucleotide messenger RNA. Its product is annotated as CVNH domain-containing protein. The record is from RefSeq and is a predicted model, not a curated record. NCBI's taxonomy places the organism in Eukaryota, Fungi, Ascomycota, Sordariomycetes, Glomerellales, Glomerellaceae.
AUGAACUUCUGCACCAUCAUCACCUGCCUCCUCAGCUGUCUCUGUCUCCUUAUUCAAGCACAAGACGACUCCCCCACUAAGACUGUUGCCUUGGAAGCCAACAAAACCAUCCCCUCGACUCCUAAAACAACCGUCACCCAGGCCGCCAACUCCAUCUCCGUCUCCCCCAUCGCCAGCUCCUAUCCCACCCCCAUCAACAACCUCGAAACGACAGACAUCGCCGCCCUCGACGACAGUAAAUCCGAUCCAGCAGCAGGCUUCAUCAAGACCUGCGUGGCAUGGCAAGUCUGGGACGCCAACAACUACCUCUGGGCCCGCUGCCGCGCCAGCGGCCGUCACGGCAAAUUCUUCUGGUCGCGCAUCGGUCUCGACCACAUGCUCGGCAACGUCGGCGGCCGCCUCGUGUACCAGAAGGAAGGGUACUUCUCGUCCUCUUGCAUCUCGUGCCGCCCCCGCCCGUUCACCGACACCUACUUCCAGUGCGAAUGCCCUGAUAGCAAGGGGGAGUUCCAGUUGACCAGCAUAGAUCUGAACAAAUAUCUCGGCAACAGAAACGGCUUCAUCUGCUCCGAAUACAUGUGUGGUGUCCGCGAAGAUCCCUCCCCUGCUGCGGGUCAGUAA